GGUUUCAAAACUCCCCCACCUGAAAAAGGAGAGAAACUUUUAGGUCAAUGGGGACUAUCAAAAGAUUACCAGAGACUGUUCGCAAUACGGUGCGUUCUGGGGUUGUCUUGUUUGAUCUAACUCGGGUUGUGGAGGAGCUCGUUUUUAAUAGCCUCGAUGCUGGUGCAACCAAGGUGUCAGUCUUUGUGGGUGUAGGGACUUCUUUUGUGAAAGUAGUGGAUAAUGGUUGUGGUAUUUCUCGAGAUGGGUUGAUGCUGUUGGGAGAAAGAUAUGCAACAUCAAAACUUCAGCAUUUGGCUGAUAUGGAUGCUGCAAGUAGGACAUUUGGAUAUCGUGGAGAAGCAUUGGCUUCUAUUUCGGACGUUUCAUUGUUAGAAAUUAUGACAAAAGCGUAUGGGAGGCCGAAUGGAUAUUGCAAGGUCAUGAAGGGAUCCAAGUGUUUGUAUCUUGGAAUUGAUGAUGAUAGGAAAGAAGUCGGCACAACAGUUGUUGCUCGUGAUUUAUUUUACAACCAACCAGUUCGGAGGAAAUAUAUGCAAUCCAGCCCAAAGAAGGUCUUGCAUUUGGUCAAAAAAUGUGUAUUCCGGAUUGCCCUUGUGCAUUCCAAGGCUUCAUUCAAAGUUGUUGACAUUGAAAGUGAGGAUGAGCUCCUCAGCACACAUUUUGCUUCUUCUCCACUGUCACUAUUGAGGAGUGGCUUUGGGAUUGAAGAUUCCAGUUUUCUUCAUGAAAUAAGUGCUAAGGAUGGUGUAUUAAGAAUUUCUGGCUACAUAUCCAGUCCUUGUGAUAGUUUCUCCAUGAAGACCUUUCAAUAUGUCUAUAUCAACUCACGAUUCAUAUGCAAAGGUCCUAUUCACAAAUUGGUGAAUAACUUGGCCUCUAAUUUUGACUGUUUGGAUUCAUGGAAGGCAAAUAAUGGAUCCCAAAAAGGAAAGAAAAGUAGGUCUCAAGUAUGUCCAACCUACAUUUUGAAUUUAGGUUGCCCGCAGGCUCUAUAUGAUUUAACCUUUGAACCAUCAAAGACAUAUGUUGUAUUCAAGGACUGGGAACCUGUACUUACCUUGAUUGAGAAGGCUGUUCAGACUGUCUGGAUGAAAGAUAUAGUGUAUGGAGAGUCCUUUAGUCAUGCAGCUGAUAAACUAGGAAAAGAUGAACUGUGGAAGAAACAUGACAACCUCAUAUCAGCUGGAGAGUUUUUUGACGGAGAUGGGGAUGCUGAAUUUGCAUUAGAGACUAGCAGGUUCCCAAUUGAUCAGGCUUCUUUUCGCCUUCCCUCCUCUUUGGAGAAGCUCACCAAAAACAACAGCCAUUUGUAUCAUGGGGAACGUGAAAGAACCACUUUUCGGGAGUUUCAGAUAGAUACUGCAGAACUUGACGAGAAAAAUACAGAGAUGGAAUUUGUUUGUCAGAGUGACUAUUCUUUUCGAUCUUCUGAUGGUUCAUUCACUGAAUGGUUAACUUCAGUUCCCCAGAGGGAGGUUCAGAUAGAUACUGCAGAACUUGAGGAGAAAAAUACGGAGAUGGAAUCUUUUUGUCAAACUGACUAUUCUUUUCAAUCUUCAGAUUCUUUGUUUGCCAGAUGCUUAACCACAGUUCCCCAGAACAUUGACCAGCAUCCUUGGACAGCUGAUAUUUAUUCUUCAUCUAAAGAAGAUUAUUUGUUGGAUAAUAGCUUCUCAGCUUCUGGAAAAUCUAAUACUUGUGUGGAGGAUGAGUUGAUGAGUUUUCAAUUUGGGAAAGAGUACGUUAAAAUUGAACCUGCUGUGAGCAGUGGACUGUCAGAAAAUGCAUUAAAUUUUGAUAGGGAUGAAUUUAGCCAUGAAUUAGAGACAAACAUGAAUAUCAAAAAGCCUUAUCUGUCAAGUUGCUCCUCAGGGAAAGGCCUGCCAUUUGGUGGGGCUUCAUUCGCUGGUGUGGAAGAAUUUGAAUGUCUGAUUGAUAGAUUCAAGUACAAACGCAGGAGGAUUUUGUCUGAUGAAAGAGAUGAUAUCCUGGAAGUUGAUGCAAGUGACCAAGGUUCUGAUUUAUAUUCAAAGAGUUUAUGGCAGGAUGAGGCAUCCUGUGCUCAGCAUGUCCCCAAAGUCAUGAGUAAACGAGACAUACCAACUAGUUUUGAUCUUCUGUCAAGAGUUUCUCCAAAGACAUUUCCAUCUUAUGGCGAGUCUUUUACUGAAGAGACUAGCCUCCUCUCAGAUUCAAACACACGACUGGGGAAAUCAGGCUCAGGUCAUCGGUCCUUAAAUUCUGAAUGGUGCAACAGAAUCUCAGAUCCCUUCUAUCAAGCUGCUUCUUGGGAUGUUGGACAUUUUGACAAUAAAAAUGGUCUUGAAGGAAGCUCCAGAUUGGGUAAAGGGGCUAAUUACGGGCAAUUAGACGAUACUCUAGAAAACUGCAAUUUUGGUUAUGACAUUAGGUUGAAGAGCACCAACCAAGAAAACUGCACCUCUAUUCACACAAGUACUGCAUUGGAUUUUAAGGAUUAUCAUCAGUCUAGCGAAUACUUCUUCAAAUUGCUUCAGGAACAAAAUCUUCCUAAUAGAUUCUCCCCAGAACAUUCUGAUAUGUUAGUUGACGAGACAGACUGGUUACGCACUGUCUCAUAUGGUCAAGAUUUUAGUAAAAAUGAAAACCUAAGGCAUCAGUUUAGAUAUGAUAACCGUAAACCAAAUCCUAUUUCAAAAGAAAGGUCAAGAAGAAGCCGUUCUGCUCCACCUUUUCACAGACAUAAGAGGAGGUUUAUCUCCUUAAGUCAUUGUUCAAAAAUGCAAGCUGGAGAAUCAAAUAUUAACACCUUCCAUUGUGCUCUAACUUCUCCAGAAGCUGGUCUGAUGAAGAAUCUCCAUCGAUCUUCUGGCGAAUGUCAUCCAAACUUAAACUCAAGUUCUGAGGAGGACUUGGAGUUAAGCAUGAGACCAACUAUUUUGAAGAAGCCAGAUACCGUGAUAAACAUGAAGAAAACUCAAAAAGUUGAAAAUUUUAAGCAAUUGCAAUGUUUGCAGGCUCACCAUGCAGCUAAUAUUAAAGACUUUAUCUCUAAGGAAAUUCUGGAUUCAAUAGAUUCUGGGACCAAAUGGCGGAAUAGCUGUCCACAGGCAACAGUUGAGAAUAACAACAGAUCAAGUGAUAUUGACAAUCAAGAUAAUAUCCUUGACAUCUCUUCGGGACUCCUGCAUCUUGCUGGUGAUUCAUUGAUUCCUGAAUCUAUCAGUAAGAAUUGCCUUGAAUAUGCCAAAGUUCUCCAACAGGUGGAUAAGAAAUUCAUCCCAAUAGUGGCUGGUGGAACACUUGCUCUUAUUGAUCAGCAUGCUGCAGAUGAAAGAAUCCGACUGGAAGAACUUCGUAGAAAGGUGUUAUCUGAGGAAGGGAAGACAGUUACCUAUCUAGAUGCUGAACAAGAGCUGGUCCUUCCAGAGAUUGGGUAUCAGUUACUGCAUAACUAUGCUCAACAGAUGAAAGAUUGGGGAUGGAUCUGCAAUAUUCACAAUCAAGGUUCGAGGUCCUUCAAAAAGAAUUUGAAUCUCCUUCAUCAGCGGCCAACUAUUGUGACACUUCUUGCAGUACCUUGUAUUCUAGGUGUCAAUUUAUCUGAUGUAGACCUUUUAGAAUUUCUUCAGCAGCUUGCUGACACAGAUGGAUCAUCAACCGUACCUCCUGCUGUUCUUCGAGUCCUCAAUUCCAAAGCAUGCAGAGGAGCAAUCAUGUUUGGAGAUUCUUUGCUACCUUCAGAAUGUUCACUAAUUGUCGAAGAACUAAAGCAUACCUCUCUGUGUUUCCAAUGUGCUCAUGGGCGACCAACAACAGUCCCGCUUGUCCACUUGGAGGCAUUGCAUAAACAGAUAGCUCAGCUCAGAGUAUUGAAUGAUAAUUCAAGUGAGUCAUGGCAUGGGUUGCAUCGACAUGAAAUGAGUCUUGAACGUGCAAAUCAGCGUUUACGUGCAGCUAGAGGAUAGUGUUCUGUAUAUGUAAUUGAGACAUUCAUUCAAUGUAAAUUCAUUAUCAUUCUUUUUUCCAGUUUAUAGCUUUAUCCUUAUACGAUGAUUCAUCCUGUAAUAACAGAUUUUGUAUGUAAUAAAACAUAAUUUCCUCUCUUCUGUUUCUUGUUAA
Molecule: messenger RNA, 4104 nt
Organism: Pistacia vera
Lineage: Eukaryota; Viridiplantae; Streptophyta; Magnoliopsida; Sapindales; Anacardiaceae
Product: DNA mismatch repair protein MLH3
Exons: 25
Coding region: 48-3950 (1300 amino acids)
Biological process (GO): mismatch repair
Cellular component (GO): mismatch repair complex
Molecular function (GO): mismatched DNA binding; ATP hydrolysis activity; ATP binding
Source: RefSeq, a predicted model, not a curated record